Messenger RNA from Sorex araneus (European shrew), 4342 nucleotides. It is a transcript of the gene CAPN5, whose product is annotated as calpain 5. Gene Ontology annotation, molecular function: calcium-dependent cysteine-type endopeptidase activity. Gene Ontology annotation, biological process: proteolysis. NCBI's taxonomy places the organism in Eukaryota, Metazoa, Chordata, Mammalia, Eulipotyphla, Soricidae. Gene Ontology annotation, cellular component: cytoplasm. The record is from RefSeq and is a predicted model, not a curated record. Bases 335 to 2257 code for a protein of 640 amino acids. The transcript is spliced from 14 exons.
GGGGCGCUGCUCGCGAGUGGCCGAGCCCCCGCCCCCGGCCCGCGGGGACCCGCCCUGCCCGGCCCCUGCCCGGCCCCUGCCCCGGCCGCUGCCGCGCUGCGCUGCGCGGGGGUCGACCCUGGCCCCGCGUCCCGGCUCCCGCCGCGCUGGCCGCUGCAGCCCCACCCUCUCCCACUUUAGCAGCUGGGACCUGCAAGGCUGACAGACCGAAGCUCAGAGGGGUUAACAACUUGCCCAAGGACACACAGCAGCCUGGUACAGCUGGGACUCCUGCGUGGGCCUGAGUGACCUGCUGGGAGAUCUCUGAGCUCCCUGCGCCCGAGCCCGCGGCAGCAUGUUCUCCUGCGUGAGGCCGUACGAGGGCCAGAGCUACGCGGCCCUGAAGCGGGCCUGCCUGCGCCGGAAGGAGCUCUUCGAGGACCCCAGCUUCCCGGCCACCGACGACUCGCUCUACUACAGGGGCGCCCCGGGGCCCGCCGUCAGGUGGAAGCGGCCCAAGGACAUCUGCGAGGACCCUCGGCUCUUUGUGGACGGCAUCAGCUCCCACGACCUCCACCAGGGCCAGGUGGGCAACUGCUGGUUCGUGGCCGCCUGCUCGUCGCUGGCGUCCCGCGAGGCGCUGUGGCAGAAGGUCAUCCCAGACUGGAAGGAGCAGGAGUGGGACCCCGAGAAGCCCGAGGCCUACGCAGGCAUCUUCCACUUUCACUUCUGGCGCUUUGGGGAGUGGGUGGACGUGGUCAUCGAUGACCGGCUGCCCACCGUCAACAACCAGCUCAUCUACUGCCACUCCAACUCCCGCAACGAGUUCUGGUGCGCCCUGGUGGAGAAGGCCUAUGCCAAGAUGGCGGGGUGCUACCAGGCGCUGGAUGGGGGCAACACGGCGGACGCGCUGGUGGACUUCACAGGCGGCGUGUCCGAGCCCAUCGACCUAACCGAGGGGGACUUUGGCCGGGACGAGGCCAAGAGGAACCAGCUGUUCGAGCGGGUGCUGAAGGUGCACAGCCGCGGAGGCCUUAUCAGCGCCUCCAUCAAGGCGGUGACCGCGGCCGACAUGGAAGCGCGCCUGGACUGCGGGCUGGUGAAGGGCCACGCCUACGCCAUCACCGACGUGCGCAAGGUGCGCCUGGGCCACGGCCUGCUGGCCUUCUUCAAGUCCGAGAAGCUGGACAUGAUACGCCUGCGCAACCCCUGGGGCGAGCGCGAGUGGAACGGGCCCUGGAGCGACACGUCGGAGGAGUGGCAGAAGGUGAGCAAGAGUGAGCGGGAGAAGAUGGGUGUGACGGUGCAGGAUGAUGGCGAGUUCUGGAUGACCUUCGAGGACUUGUGCCUCUACUUCACCGACAUCAUCAAGUGCCGCCUGAUGAACACGUCCUACCUGAGCAUCCACAAGACCUGGGAGGAGGCCCGGCUGCACGGCGCCUGGACGCGGCACGAGGACCCGCAGCGCAACCGCAGUGGCGGCUGCAUCAACCACAAGGACACCUUCUUCCAGAACCCGCAGUACGUCUUUGAUGUCAAGAAGCCGGAAGAUGAAGUGCUGAUAUGCAUCCAGCAGCGGCCCCAGCAGUCCACCCGGCGCGGGGGCAAAGGCGAGAACCUGGCUAUCGGCUUUGACAUCUACAAGGUGGAGGAGAACCGCCAGUACCGCAUGCACAGCCUGCAGCCCCGCGUUGCCAGCUCCAUCUACAUCAACUCCCGCAGCGUCUUCCUGCGCACGGACCAGCCCGAGGGCCGCUACGUCAUCAUCCCCACCACCUUCGAGCCGGGCCACACUGGCGACUUCCUGCUGCGAGUCUUCACGGACGUGCCCUCCAACUGCCGGGAGCUCUGCCUGGAUGAGCCCCCCCGGACCUGCUGGAGCCCCUUGUGCGGCUACCCCCAGCAGGUGACCCAGGUGCACGUCCUGGGGGCCGCCGGGCUCAAGGACUCCCCGACAGGGGCCAACUCCUACGUGAUCAUCAAGUGUGAGGGGGACAAAGUCCGCUCAGCUGUGCAGAGAGGCACCUCGAACCCUGAGUACAACGUGAGGGGCGUCUUCUACCGCAAGAAGCCGGGCCAGCCCAUCACUGUCCAGAUCUGGAACCACCGUGUCCUGAAGGACGAGUUUCUGGGCCAGGUGCACCUGAAGGCCAGCCCGGACGAGCUGCAGGCCCUGCACACGCUCCACCUGCAGGACCGCAACAGCCGGCAGCCCAGCGACCUGCCGGGCACGGUGGCCGUGCAGGUGCUCAGCAGCGCCUCCCUCACGGCCGUCUGACCCCGUGCGCCUUCCCGGGCCCACAGCCCGGGGGCUGCCAGACCAGCCCGCUGGUGUCCACUUCCCAGACUGCUGAGCGGCCGUGAGACUCCCAGUGUGGGCGAGGGGCGCUCUGCCCUUCUCUGCCCUGCUCGUGGUGACUCUUCUGGCCUGAGAUGCAAAAAAGCUCACCCCACCACACCUGUCUGUCGCCGCAGCUGCGGGCUGAAGCCUUUUCCCAGGGCCUUAUUGCCGGCUGGUGGUGUUCCAAGGAGAUGUGCUUGUUUACAUUCAGGGGACUUCGACGGCCUCCUUUGCGCCUUCUCUGCAGGGCCGCUCCCCGCCACCCCGGUCCUUCCUCCCAGGGUGCCCCUGUUUGACCUCUCGGCAGGACUCUUAUGUUUUGGGGGCCUCACGGGGUGGCAGGCGGGAGUAGCUCAGGGUGUCUCCUGACUCCGUGCUUCCCAUAGUGCUGGGGGCCCCGGGUGUCCUGCACGUGGAGCCCUUUGAGCCCUCGCUCCGGCCCCUUGGCUCUAGCUGGGUCCCCUCUCGGCCUGGCGUUUGGGGAGUGUGCGGGAGAUGUUUGUGCGGCUCCCGGUUCUGGGUGUUUAAUGAUUCCACAGAGCCAGGAGGAGCGGGGCCGACCCCAGCUCUGGGCUGCCCAGGCUCUGAGGCAUUUCUGGCCUCUGACUGAGGGAAUUGCAGCCAGGAAGACGACCUUCUCUGGUAUGUCCAGGUCCAGGGACCAAGGACCAUGAGCAUGGAGAGGACACAGAGACAUGCUCCCAGGUGCCUCCUUCUGACGUGAGACCAGAAUCUUCCUGGGAGAAUUCUCUGGGAUCUGCUUUCAGACCCACUGGGAUCAGGCCACCCCAUGGGCAUGGCAGGAGAUCUCGAACAGAGGGACUUCUGCCACCAACGGUCCCCCGGAAACGAAGCCCAGGAAUCCACAGCCUUCUUCUGGGUCAGGACCAAAGUGUGUCUCUGAGUCCUUAGCUCUCAAAUUCUUUGUGUUUCAGAACCCUCCAGUUUAACAAGGAUACUUAAAGGCAGACAGAACCCCUCAACCACCACCUUUAAAACAAGACUCCAGUGAGGGGGGCUUCUGGGUUUAUUUCCUUGCGUUUGGGAGGCACGGGGGGGGGGGGGCAGGCAUUGAGACAGACAUAGACAGGUGCAGUGGGGACCAGCAGUGCUGUUCUGUUGCAUCAGUACCAGGCCUGCCUUGGGGCUCUUCUGUGUCCCUGGGCCCAAACCAGGUGAUGCCAGGGAGAAGCCAGCAGUCCAAGGAAGGAGAUUCAUCUUGGAGACCUGGACUUCCGGCCUCUCUGGCGCAAUUUGGUUCUAGGUUCUUCCUGAAGCAUCAGGUGCUGGUGUUGGCUUUCCCCUAAUGUGGCCGUUUCUGCUGCCAUGUGCUGACCCCAGGCACGUAGCACCCCAAAAGUUCAGGAGGACCUGAGGACUCCUUCAAGAGCUCGGCUCUCUCCAAGAACCCAAGCCUGGGGCUAGGAGUCUGCAUGACCAGGAGCAAGUUCCGUCAACCUCCUGUGCCUCGGGCCCCCUGCUAUGGUCCCUGUCUGUGUCAGUGCUCCCACCCGCCAGGCCAUCAGUGCUCCCACCCGCCAAGCCGCCCCUCUCUCUGCGUCUCUGGGGAGUCACUCCAGACAUUCAUGGGAUUGGCCCUUCUUUGCCCCGAUCGCCGUGAAGGCUCCUGAGUCUGCUGGGGAAGGAAGGUCCCCGGCGCUGCUUGGCACCUCAGGGCCUGGCCCUGGGUCCGGGCUUGGCCAGUCUGCACUUUUCUCGACCUGCACUUCUGGGUGCACCAGGCCCCACUGCGGGCCUGUGCAGGCUCUGUCUGGGGGUGGGCACAAGCAGACCCAGUCCAGCCACCUGGCCCUGCGACUGCCCUCUGGGAGGCCAGGCUGGCUCCUGGCUGUGGUCCCCAUAGGUCCCUACCCUGGCAUGGGGACUGGACGGUGGGGGAUGGGAGCAGUUGCUCUGUCUCAGUGUAGUGUCGGACCCCAGCGCCUCUGGCCCACGUCGCCCUGCUGGGGGGCAGAUAGAGGCCCGUUUUGUUCUCAAUAAAUGUUUCCUCAAUCCCAGAAA